This is a messenger RNA of Selaginella moellendorffii, 1109 nucleotides long. RefSeq lists its product as uncharacterized. NCBI's taxonomy places the organism in Eukaryota, Viridiplantae, Streptophyta, Lycopodiopsida, Selaginellales, Selaginellaceae. The record is from RefSeq and is a predicted model, not a curated record. The coding region runs from base 29 to 946 and encodes 305 amino acids. Gene Ontology annotation, molecular function: acyltransferase activity, transferring groups other than amino-acyl groups. The transcript is spliced from 6 exons.
UUUAAGGGUUUGUUCUUUCUUCGUUCUCAUGGCUACUGACUUUACUAUCAGAGAAGCUGUGAAGCAAGAUCUAGUUCCUGCUGCGACCGUUCUAUACAAUGCGUUUCUGGAGAUAAACAGUGCUACAAAUGCUGCUGCUGUGGAGGUCGAUUUUCCAAGUGUGGAAGUAGCCAUCGCAGCAGUCAGAGGUCGACUGGAAGAUGAAAGCUCAGCUGGUGUUGUGGCCGUCCAAGGGGGAGCUGUCAUCGGUGUGGGAUUCAUCGUUUUUGGAGGAGAGGUGAAUUCUCUGGCCCUUGUCUCGGUGAUGCCUAGCACAGCAAACAAAGGUGUGGGGAAAGCUAUCACUUUGAGCUUGCUGGAGAAAUCCCGCAACACAAGCGCAGCAUCUAUACGACUGGUUCAGGGAGCUCCGAACACGAAGAGCUUUUCCUUGUACGUGAAAUUCGGCUUUCGUCCCGUGGAGUUCUGGAGUAAUUUUCACGGCUCACUCAGCAAAGACCAAGCCGAGAAAGCUGCCAACAUCGCUGGCAUCUCACUAGCUGGCUAUGUUGUCCGGGAGAUGGAGCCGAACGACGUGGAUGCUUGCUCCAAGCUCUUCAAGAAGACGCUGGGAUACGACCGUGAAGCUCAGAUCAGAGACGUGCAGCUUCGAGCAUUAGGAAACGGCAGUGUUCUAGUGGUCAUCAAAGACGGAACUAUAGUGGGAUACACGACGGGUUUUGUUCGCAGUGGCUAUGUGAUUGCUACAAACGAAGAAGCUGCCAUUGCAUUAUACUCGAGAGCAGCUCAUCUUCAUAUAUACAUCUUGGGACAGCUCUAUCCAACUUUGCUGCGAUGGGCGCUCGAAGCUGGCCUUCCAUUGAUCAGGCAUGGAUCGUUUAUGGUUCUCGGCAGCUAUCUCCGGCCGCAGCAAGGCAUGCUGUGGAGUCUCUGUGGAGUCAAUUGAUCCACUCAUCUAUCUCCAGUCUCAGCAAGGCAUGGUGUGAAGUUUCUGUGGAUCAGAGCUCUUGCAACUUUUCAGAACCUCCCGUAAGUCUUGCAUCCUUUGCUUUUUCAUGUCAUGCUCCUGGACUUUCCUGUUCUUUAUCUCCUUAUAGCUUUUAGCCUUA